This is a messenger RNA of Oenanthe melanoleuca, 276 nucleotides long. RefSeq names its product olfactory receptor 3A1-like. The record is from RefSeq and is a predicted model, not a curated record. Gene Ontology annotation, biological process: G protein-coupled receptor signaling pathway. Gene Ontology annotation, molecular function: G protein-coupled receptor activity. Bases 1 to 276 code for a protein of 91 amino acids. The transcript is spliced from 3 exons. Gene Ontology annotation, cellular component: membrane. NCBI's taxonomy places the organism in Eukaryota, Metazoa, Chordata, Aves, Passeriformes, Muscicapidae.
AUGAGGAAGUCCAAGCCGCUUCAGAAUGCCGUAGCCUGCGGUCACCACCUGCACACCCCCAUGUUCUUCUUCCUGCUCAACCUGGCCCUCAGCGACCUGGGCUGCAUCUGCACCACUGUGCCCCUCUCCAUGUCCUCCCCAUCCCUGGAUCUGGCCCUUUCAGUUUUGUACUCUGUGGUGUCUCCAGCCCUGAACCCCCUCAUCUACAGCCUGAGGAACCAGGAGCUCAAGGCUGCAGUGUGGAGACUGGUGACAGGAAAAUUUCAGAAACGUUAA